Rhodamnia argentea is the source of this 2020-nucleotide messenger RNA. Its product is annotated as DELLA protein RGL1-like. Bases 1 to 1704 code for a protein of 567 amino acids. Gene Ontology annotation, cellular component: nucleus. The transcript has a single exon. The record is from RefSeq and is a predicted model, not a curated record. Lineage: Eukaryota; Viridiplantae; Streptophyta; Magnoliopsida; Myrtales; Myrtaceae. Gene Ontology annotation, biological process: regulation of DNA-templated transcription. Gene Ontology annotation, molecular function: DNA-binding transcription factor activity; sequence-specific DNA binding.
AUGGCGAAUGUCUCGUUCUCCUUCCGGUCGUUCGGUUUCGACCAAGGCUGUGUUCCUGAGGAUCGUGAUAAAGAGGAGAGAGUGGCCAAAGGCGUGCAAGAGCAUCGAGGUGAAGAUGUUGCCGUGCUCAAUCCUUUCUUCUCCGGGUUUGGAAGCCAGCAAGAGAAUUUGAGCAACCAAGGAGUCCGUUUGCCCGACCAAUCUCAGCUUGGGUCGAAGUCUAUGAUCCUUGAUCAGUUCAAUCUGAAUGUUUCCUAUCCAGCAACAUCAGGAUCUGAGGAGAGUCCGGAAUUCGGGAACAAGCAAAAAACGAUGAUGCCUCCCUCUUCCAAGGCGACUCUGGAGCUCCUCAGCAACUAUUGGACGGUAGUCAAGAAGUCGAAGAGAGACGAUCCGGUGGAGAUGAAUCGCGAGGUUUCGGUAAGCCAGCCGAAACUGUCGGCGGAAGAGAUAAUGAAAGUGGCUGGAACUCGGUACAUCCAGUUUCAACAUCAAAGGGACAAUCAUUUCUCCAUGCUCACGCACCCUUUUGGUCCUGCUUUCUCGGGCCUCUCCGAGGAUGACUUGAAAGAGGUUGAACUCGCUCAGUUGCUUCUAGCGGCGGCCGAGAAAGUAGGUGAUCAACAAUUUGACCGCGCCAGCAGAUUGCUUUCGUACUGUGAACUGUUGGCGUCCAAGAGAGCGAGCCCGGCACAGAGAAUCGUCCUGUACUUCGUGGAGGCUCUCCAAGACAGGAUCGAUAAAGAAACUGGACGGAUGAUCAGUGCGAAGGGAUGCGAACGAAAGGCAGGAAAGGAUGAUAUGAGUCAAGGCUUGAGCACAAGCCUUAUAAGUCUUAAGUGCCACGCGCAACUUCCCUUCAAUCAAGUCACUCAAUUCACUGCGCUACAAGUAAUCCUCGAGCAAACCCUGUCCGCAACCCGGAUCCAUUUGAUAGAUCUCCAAAUAAGAAGCGGGAUCCAGUGGAUAGUCUUGAUGCAAGCUCUUGCUGAACGGAAAGGAGAACCGGUUGAGCUUCUCAAGAUAACCGCGGUCGGGUCGGCAGGCAGAGCGAAGAUGGAAGAGGCAGGCAAGAGAUUAGCAAGCGUCGCGGAAUCAAUGAACAUUCCCUUUUCGUUCCAAUUACUCUUUCUGCCAAACUUGGAAGACAUUAGGGAAGAGCAAUUUAACCUAGAGGACGGCGAAGCCAUAGCAGUCUACGCACCAAUGGUGCUGAGGACUAUGAUCUCGAGACCAACUUCCCUCGAGAAAAUGAUCAGUGUCGUCAGGAAUCUCAACCCGUCCGUGAUGGUGAUGACUGAAGUGGAGGCGAACCACAACUCUCCUUCCUUCGUGACCCGUUUCAUCGAAGCCUUGUUCUUCUACAGUGCGUACUUCGACUGCCUCGAGGCGUGCAUGACUCAGGAGACUGAGUACAAGACCAUCGUGGAGGAAAUUUUCAGCAUCGGGAUCAGGAACAUAGUCUCGACGGAGGGCCACGAGAGGGUCACAAGGAAUGUGAAAAUCGAGGUGUGGAGGGCAUUCUUCGCGAGGUACCGGAUGGUCGAGCUCGAGCUCAGCGAGGCCUCGCUCUACCAGGCCACCCUGGUCACGAAGCAGUUCGCUUGUGAGAGGUUUUGCACGCUCAACCGAGACGGCAAUUGCCUGCUGGUUGGCUGGAAAGGGACCCCGAUUCUCUCUCUCUCGGCUUGGAAGUUUUGGUGAGAGAGAGAGAGAGAGAGAGAAGGAUAGGGAUGUGGAUGCCUCCGAGAGUUCCAUGAAGUAUGAAUCUUGGUCUGCAAACUAUGUAACAGUCUCGUCCUGAGUCACUUCUCGUGCUUGGGACGCAGUUCGCUCCUCUGAAUGGUGAUUUCGAGACAUGCUCGCUCGAUGAUCGCGAAUCCGAGUUGUCAAGAUGGUUCAGGUUGGAGAUCCAAGAAGAGAUCGGUGUGAUGUGCGAUUCCUAGAGCUGAACUAUAGCUGCAAACCUUGUAAUUUGAAUAGCCUCUUCACUUUGCAAUGUAUUACGGUCUGUGAUCAU